AUGGUCCUCGAGAUAUUUAAUCCAUGGUACCGUCCAAAAGAUGACUUCGAACCCCUGUCUUUUGCCUCGCUGUUCCUCCACGCUCCUGUGAAGCUCCUCCUAUAUCAUGCAUACUACCUCAUGACCUUUCUCCGCUCUACGCCUCAGCCUGCGCAACCGUCGAUUCGGGUCGUGUGUAUUUCGGAUACGCAUAACAAUAUCCUCGAUGAUGUUCCUCUGGGCGACCUCCUCAUCCACGCCGGAGACUUGACGAAUGGAGGGAGUGUCGCAGAGUUACAGAAACAGAUUGACUGGUUAGACUCGCUGCCGCACAAACAAAUCGUGGUGAUUGGCGGGAACCAUGAUACCUAUCUGGAUACUCGUACAAGGCCCUCCUUGAGUGCAGUGCAGAAGAGAAGGAAUCUUGACUGGAAGCGCAUACACUACUUGCAACACCGGAGACUCAGUCUGACGAUUGAUGUCAAGCCGCCGCACAGCAGUGAAGCAAGCGCAACGUCACCACUAUUGGCAGAAGAUCGAAGACGAAGACGGAUACGGGUGUACGGCGCACCGCAGAUUCCUGCGUGUGGCCCCAUGGAUGUUCACGCGUUUCAAUACCCUCGAGGUCAGGACGCAUGGUCAGGCACGGUCCCUGAAGAUAUAGACAUUCUAGUUACACAUACUCCACCAAAGCACCAUCUGGAUCUUUCUUUGUCACAGGGUCUGGGCUGCGAACAUCUUCUAGGUGAGGUGACAAGAAUUAAACCUACGCUCCACGUCUUUGGUCAUGUGCAUUGGGGGGCUGGAAAAACUGUAGUCUGGUGGGACAAAGCGCACGAUGCCUAUGUGCGAGGGUUGUCAAUCAAGUCCAAAUGGACAAAUGGUAUUUUCAACCUGCGCCUAUGGUGGAACGUAGCUAGAGUGCUAUACCGCGGCACGCGAGAGCUCCUAUGGGAUCGUGUGUGGGGUGGGCAAAGCGCCAAUACCAUCAUGGUGAAUGCAGCCCAGACGCAUGGAAAUACGGGAAAAUUAGGCAAUCCUGUCCAAGUUGUCGACAUAUAA
Plenodomus lingam JN3 is the source of this 1041-nucleotide messenger RNA. RefSeq lists its product as uncharacterized. NCBI's taxonomy places the organism in Eukaryota, Fungi, Ascomycota, Dothideomycetes, Pleosporales, Leptosphaeriaceae. Gene Ontology annotation, molecular function: hydrolase activity. The record is from RefSeq and is a predicted model, not a curated record.